GGGAGACAGAGAAUGGAGCCCUCAAAGAAGUCGACGUUUAAAAGUGAGCAAAAAUCAAGGAAAUUUUUGAAAAGCCUUAUACGGAAGCAGCCCCAAGAACUCCUGCUAGUAAUUGGAACUGGGGUGAGUGCUGCUGUUGCACCAGGAAUUCCAGCCUUGUGUUCGUGGCGGAGUUGCAUUGAAGCGGUCAUCGAAGCAGCUGACCAGCUAGAAGUGUUACAUCCCGGAGAUGUGGCCGAUUUCCGUCAAAAAGUGUCCAAAGACCGAGAUUUGCUUGUGGUUGCCCACGAUUUAAUCCGAAAGAUGUCACCGCGCACAGGGGAUGCUAAGCCCAACUUUUUCCAGGACUGUUUAAUGGAGGUGUUUGACAACUUGGACCAACACAUUCAACAUCCUGCUGUCCUCCACUCCAUCCUCCAACUAAUGGAACGGGGGACGAUGGUGCUUACCACCAAUUAUGACAACUUACUUGAAAUCUUUGGACAACAGCAGCAUAAAGCUAUGGAAUCGCUCGACCUGAAAGACAAAGACAAGGUUCUCCAGUGGGCCAAAGGACACCUCAGAUAUGGUGUCCUUCAUAUUCAUGGUUUGUACACUGAUCCCUGCGGAAUGGUGCUGGAUCCCUCAGGAUAUCAGGAAGUGACCCAAGACCCUGAAGUGAUGGUAUGUGGAUUCAAAGGAUGGGCAAGCUUUUUUGUUGAGGAGCUGUGGUGGCAUAAUGGUUAGAACAGGGGU
This is a messenger RNA of Thamnophis sirtalis, 735 nucleotides long. The record is from RefSeq and is a predicted model, not a curated record. Lineage: Eukaryota; Metazoa; Chordata; Lepidosauria; Squamata; Natricidae.